This is a messenger RNA of Penicillium arizonense, 1614 nucleotides long. RefSeq names its product sugar porter family MFS transporter. The transcript is spliced from 6 exons. Gene Ontology annotation, cellular component: membrane. The record is from RefSeq and is a predicted model, not a curated record. Lineage: Eukaryota; Fungi; Ascomycota; Eurotiomycetes; Eurotiales; Aspergillaceae. Gene Ontology annotation, molecular function: carbohydrate:proton symporter activity. Gene Ontology annotation, biological process: carbohydrate transport; transmembrane transport. Bases 1 to 1614 code for a protein of 537 amino acids.
AUGACUGACAGGACGGGGCUGAGUGCCCUAAAAGGUGCUCCGCUGGUGGCAUCUAUUACAUCAGUGUGUGCUUCGUCAUUUUUGCUUUUUGGCUAUGACCAAGGUGUUAUGUCUGGGGUUGUAAUCUCCGAGUAUUGGCUCGAGGCCAUGGGACACCCUAGCACCGUUAUGACGGGCACUAUCACUGCUCUCUACGAUAUUGGCGCAGUAUUUGGAGCCAUUGGUGCUGCUUUGACGGUUGAAAGGCUUGGACGAAAGCGCGGGCUACUUAUCGGGGCAGCUCUCAUUGUUAUCGGUGCUGUACUAAUGGGUUGUUGCGUGGAGAGGAUUCAGAUGAUCGUUGGUAGAAUCGUGACUGGCUUAGGUAUCGGAUUCCUCACUUCCGUCGCCCCUGUAUACCAAAGCGAGAUCUGUCUACCCAGUCAACGUGGAUGGCAUUUAUCAUGCCAACUAUCAACAAUGUUGUUCGGAUUAAUGCUGGCCUAUUGGGUCAACUAUGGCUUCUACUUUCACCCCGGGGCUGUGCAAUGGCGGUUCCCUAUUCUGUUUCAAGCUGUCUUUGCGAUUUACAUUCUCGUCGUUGCACCCUUCCUACCAGACACACCACGGUGGCUUAUGUUGCACGAGGCAACGCCAGAGAAAGGAACCUAUGUUUUGUCAAAGUUGCGUGAUAAACCGACUGAUGAUCAAAUGGUGCAAAAGGAGAAGAACGAGAUUCUCUCCGCAAUCAAUAUCGAAGCUGAAGAGGAAGGGUCUUGGAAGUCACUUUUCUCAGAUGGAGGUUGUUCAGCAAACAAGCGGUUCUUCUUGGCAGUUGGAAUCCAAUUCAUGCAGCAGACUUCUGGAAUCAACAUUGUGACUUACUAUGCUCCCACCUUGCUAAAGAGCUCUUUAAACAUGACACAAGAGCGGGCACUUUUUGUCAGCUGCUUCCUCCAGGUGUGGUAUAUCAUAGCUUCGUUUUUGACGUGGUAUAUGAUCGACGCAGUUGGUCGUCGGCGGCUAUACAUUAGCAUGUCACUUGGGAUGUGUGUUGUGUUGAUCUGUGAGGCUGUAACAGUAGCGGCCGAUAAUCAACGGUCUGCUAUUGCUGCUGUCUUCUUCAUCUUUGCGUUUGAAGCUUGCUUUACAUGGGGUUGGAUGGCUACAGUAUGGGUAUACCCAGCGGAAAUCCUCCCUCUAAAGAUUCGCUCAAAGGGAGCUGCGCUCGCAGCUGCAGCAGACUUCCUUGGAAACUUUCUGGUGGUCGAAAUUACACCUCCGGCUCUAGAAAAUAUUGGCUAUAAAACAUACAUUAUCUUCGCAGUCUUCAACUUCGUCACUGCAAUUAUCGUGUGGUGUUUCUACCCGGAGACUUCAUAUCUCAACUUGGAAUCAGUUGACCUGCUAUUCCUCCCAGACGAAGAUCGCGAUCAGGAAAUUGCUUCAAAGGAGACAUUCCUGCAAAAGUCUUUCCAGUGGAGCGUUGUUCCUAGAGCACGAAUGGCUGUCAACGAGGCAAAGGCCAGACAAAAGGCGGGCCUUGAUCUCAUUGCAAUCGAUAUUGAAGCCGAUGAUAUUCCCGACGGAUUAAAGAAAAAAUUGGCAUCUGCUCACGUCGAGUUUAGGGAAUGA